AAAGAUGGAAUUAGACAAAAACCCAAAGUCAAAGUUCAAAUUCGCAUGCAGCCGUACUUAAAAAUUACCGCCCACCCACCACCCGCCACUUCAGCAUCGCGUGCCAUCGGCAUCUUUUCCGAUAAGAACUGAAACUUGAAUUUCUGGUUAAGAAGAAGCUAGGAUGGUCGAAGUGAAUUGGGAGCUGAAGAGCUUCUGUAACCACGAUCAAAGGAUCUUCCUUGUCACAAUAGGCGUUUACUCCAUUGUUAUCCUCGUUCUGUGGAGAACAUUCAUUCUAACUCCUUUUAAGCUCAUUACUGUAUUUCUUCAUGAGGCAAGUCAUGCAAUUGCUUGUAAACUUACAUGUGGCCAGGUGGUGAGCAUGAAAGUUCUUGCAAACGAGGGUGGAUCGACAGAAACUCGUGGUGGUGCUUAUUGGUUGAUUUUGCCUGCUGGAUAUCUUGGUUCUUCGUUUUGGGGAAUGGUUCUGAUACUAGCAUCAACAUAUCUUCUGACCGCACAAAUUGCUGCUGGUUGUUUUAUUGCAGCGCUAGUUGUGGUACAGUUCUAUGCCAAAAAUUGGACGCUUCGAGGACUUUCCAUUGGAUUCAUCGUUUUCAUUGCUUUAGUAUGGGUUCUUCAAAGAAUGACUGAAGUGCGGGUUCUUCGCUACGUCAUUCUUUUCAUCGGUGUUAUGAACAGUUUGUUUUCUGUCUAUGAUAUAUAUGAUGACUUGAUAUCGCGGAAGGUUAACUCAAGCGAUGCGGAGAAGUUUGCAGAAAUUUGUCCAUGCCCUUGCAAUGGUGUUGCUUGGGGAGUUAUCUGGGGGAUGAUAUCUUUCAUAUUUCUUUGCGCGGCAGUUUACCUUGGACUUGUUAUUUUAUCUUGAGGUGAUAUGCCAAAUUCAUUGUGUGAAGAGAGAAGAGAGUCCAUUCGUGAAUCUAGGUUGGGGCCGUACUUCAAUUCCCAUUUAAUUCAUUCUUCCAAUGUACAUUUUCAAGUACAUGCAAUGCUAUAUUACGGCCCACCAUAAUCUUUGUCCAACUAUUCAUUUUAAUGUGUAUCCACCCCAUACUUAUAUUAAUCUUAAUCAAUGUGGGUCAUGUAAAUUUACUUUAAUUAUUUGCCUAAAUGUUGCUCAUGAAUAAACUGCGGCAAGGCAAUCGAGUGCUUUAUGUUGGUCGAGUGUGGCAAAGGAUACUGCUUUCACUGAACUGUUAUUUCAGUUGUCUUGUAUUAUACCAAGUGUGUAUGUACUCUGGAUGUCCAUUAGGACUUCGUUUGAAAUUUGUUUUUUAUAUUAAUUAAUUAAUUAAUUAAUUAAUUGU
This is a messenger RNA of Cuscuta europaea, 1310 nucleotides long. The record is from the annotation of a GenBank genome assembly. Lineage: Eukaryota; Viridiplantae; Streptophyta; Magnoliopsida; Solanales; Convolvulaceae.